AGUCACCAGUCUACCAAUAUUUUCAUCUGAUAGGACUCAGCAGAAGUGUUCUGUCAAUUUACAUGGGGCACAUUUCUACAGACUUCAUGGACUCUCAAAUGAAAUUAAUGCAAAUUAGGUUUACAUCAGAGACCAAAGUUCUUCAUUAAAUAGGAGUGCAACCACACUGUUAAAGUUUACGUGGGUUUGAACAAUAAAGUUCAUUUGUAGAUGUACAUGUGCUGAAGUGAAACUGUAGUAAUUGUUAAUUUUAGCUCAGAGUGGUUUCACAAGAGCUGUGUUACAGAUAAUGUAUUGAUCAAGCAAGAAAAUGUCAGAGAAACAUACAGAGGGCAGCAAGCUGUGGGGUGGCAGGUUCACGGGCGCCACUGACCCUGUGAUGGAGAGGUUCAAUCAGUCUCUGACCUACGACCGGCGUAUGUGGGCGGCAGACAUACGCGGCAGUCAGGCCUACGCAAGGUGUAUUCGCUCUGCAGGACUGAUAACUGAGCAGGAGUGCCAGGCUAUUGUAGUUGGACUAAAGAAAGUUGGUGAUGAGUGGGAGCAGGGUGUGUUUGAAGUGAAGCCUGGAGAUGAGGACAUUCACACAGCCAAUGAGCGCAGACUCAAGGAGCUGAUUGGCGAGCCAGCUGGUAAGUUGCACACUGGGAGGAGUCGCAAUGACCAGGUUGCCACGGAUACACGACUGUGGUUGCAGGAUCACAUGCAGAACAUGAAAGCCUUCCUUCUGCAGAUUAUACAGGUCAUGAUGGGCAGAGCUCAAAGUGAGAUGUCUGUGCUGUUGCCGGGUUACACCCACCUGCAGAGAGCCCAGCCUAUACGCUGGAGUCACUGGAUACUGAGCUACUGUUGGAUGCUGCAGCGUGACUUCACUCGUCUCUCGGAGCUAGGUGCUCGGGUGAAUGUGUGUCCCCUGGGGAGUGGGGCCCUGGCUGGCAACCCCUUCAGUGUUGACAGACAUGCACUGGCCACUGAUCUUGGAUUUGAAUCAAUUUCACACAACAGUCUUGAUGCAGUCAGUGACCGGGAUUUUAUUGUUGAGUUUCUCUCCUGGGCCAACUUGCUGUGCAUACAUCUCAGUCGCUGGGCAGAGGAUCUGAUACUCUACAGCAGCAAGGAGUUUGGCUUUGUUAUGCUCUCUGAUGCAUAUAGCACUGGCAGCAGUCUGAUGCCUCAAAAAAAGAAUGCAGACAGCCUGGAGCUCAUCAGAGGGAAAUGUGGCAGGGUCUUUGGUCAUUACUGUGGCUUCCUUAUGACCAUGAAGGGCGUUCCCAGCACUUACAACAAGGAUCUACAGGAAGACAAGGAGGCACUGUUUGAUGUCUAUGACACACUUGAGGGGAUUUUACAGGUUGCUAAUGGUGUCAUAGCAACUCUUAAGAUUGACUCUGCCAAGAUGAGAGCAGCCCUGAGCCCAGAUAUGUUGGCAACCGACUUGGCAUACUACAUGGUCAGAAGAGGGAUAGCUUUUCGCACAGCCCAUGGCUUAUCAGGCGCCUGUGUAGCUCUAGCGGAGAAGAAGGAAUGCAGUUUGGACAAACUUACAUUGGAAGACUUCAAAUCUGUAAGCCCCCAUUUUGAGGCUGAUAUUCUGCAGAUUUGGAACUACGAGACCUCUGUGGAUCAGUACAGUGUUUAUGGGGGAACAGGGCAGACCAGCGUGGAGCGGCAGAUACACAACCUACAGCAGUGGCUGGACACCCAGGGGGGUCAGGAGCAAUAGUGGGCUGUGGCUGGACACCCAGGGGGUCAGGGGCAAUAGUGGGCUGUGGCUGGACACCAAGGGGGGUCAGGGGCAAUAGUGGGGUAUGCUCAGAGUCCUUCUUUUGUGUAUAUGAGCGAAAAGGUCCUGGGGGUUUGGUGUAAAUCUAGAACUUGUUGUACAGCAGGAGAGAGGUUCUAUGGCACUAGUGCUGGGAUUGGCGUGUAAUAAAAUAGAUACACUGUGACAUAUAAACGGAUUAUAUAAAUAGAGUGCAGGGUUUGUGGGUUAUCCUUCAUAAUAGUUGUGCAUCCAUUGUGUUCAAGAUGUUUGUACCUCAUGGGGUACUUAGUUACCUCCCAAUUUAAACUGCUGUGUUAACUUUUUUUAUUGCUUACGAUGGCAAAGUGCAAAGCAUCAUUUCAAUGUUUUAAUUUUUCAUCCAUUAAUUUUUCUGUUUUAUUGAUAUUGAAAAUGUGUAUCUACUUCAGAAAGAAUACAAAUGUCUUUUAA
This is a messenger RNA of Dreissena polymorpha, 2215 nucleotides long. RefSeq names its product argininosuccinate lyase-like. Gene Ontology annotation, molecular function: argininosuccinate lyase activity. Bases 311 to 1723 code for a protein of 470 amino acids. Lineage: Eukaryota; Metazoa; Mollusca; Bivalvia; Myida; Dreissenidae. The record is from RefSeq and is a predicted model, not a curated record. The transcript is spliced from 15 exons. Gene Ontology annotation, cellular component: cytosol.